AUGUAUUUUACUAGCGGAUCAGAGGUGUUUCCGACCAGAGCCAUCUCGCUGGUCCUCGCCCUUCUCUCUCUCAUUGUCGUCUAUCACACCACUGCCGUCUGGCAAGAACUGCACAACCCGCAUGUAUCCAAGAAACUCGACACCAACAGCAGCGAAUACGCAGUUCGGGUACACGGCUACCUAAACCAUGUUAUCACAACUUAUGGACUGACGAGAGAAGUCAACUGGACAUCAUGGCAUAUCCAGCCGGUGCAGGGCUCCAAAGAGAGACCAGGUCUGACGAGAAUCCCAGUUCCCUUCCAGCACCGCUCUGGCUUCCAACAGAUUGACUUACGACAAGCUACCGCCGAAAUCUCCAACGUCGAUUCCAUGCUACGACUUCCUAUUUCAUCCCAUCUUGAUCUUCCCCAGGAAUCAGACGCUUCUCAAUUCCUCUUUGCCAUCUCGAGUAGCUACGAUCGCCUUAUGAACAACGACAUGGCCAUUAUCCGAGGCUGGCAGCGCUGGAUGACCAAGGUGAAGACGACCAAGACAAAUGGCGCCAAUCUUCUUAUUCUUCUCGACCGCGCCACCAACGAGGAAGUCGAAGAGCUCGACGACCUGAUUCACCAGGCCGGCAUCGAGGCUCUCAUUUACACAACUGACCAACGCCUGUCGAUGGCCACAAGAUAUCUUGCUCUGGUCGAAGAACUACGCACCUUUGGUGGUGUUCUUGCAGCUACCAGACAAGACAAGCUGUGGUUUUCGCUCUUGGAAGACUCCAUGUUCAUCCCCAGCAUCAGCUACUUGACCGAGCGCCUCAGCCAGUACGAUACUAGCGAUGAUGUCUACGUUGGCCUCCCUAGUGACGAACAGGACUGGCUGCAAGGACAAGAUGGCAUGACUACUACAUAUGGUGGAGGAGCCGUGUUUCUCACUCGUAGCGCCUUGACCCGCGUCCUGUCUGCUCCCUGUGCCGAUCUCGAAGUUUCGACAGAACCUCCAUUCCAAGCUAAGAAGUGGGAUGCUUUGCUACAGCAGUGCAUGACCGAGUACGCCGACAUGGAGAUGCAUGUUCUCCCAGCCAUUUACAUGCCGGAUAACAGCGAUGUUGCACGUAUCGAGGCGCCUCCUUUGGUAUCCCGCAUUGACGACAAGACCAGCGUCGUGCAGUCGCACCUCGUCACUGAGGCAUGCGGAGAACGCUGCUUCUUACAAAAGUUUGCCUUUUCUGAUAACUGGGUUCUUGAAAACGGUCGUGAAAUCAGCUACUACAACCAGCCCAUCAGAGUAAACAAAAACGAUGUCGCAAAGCCGCAGACCAACCACCUUGCCAGCCAAAUCAUCCUCGACAAGGGAGGCUUAAAACGCCGAAACGCGCAGCUCGAUGGCAAGCGAGAAGUCUGGAAGCUGAUGGAUGCUCUUCGCGACGACGACGGCUCUGUGUGGCAGGCGUACGUUAAGAGAGGACAAGCAGCAGAAACCAACGACGGCGUCAACGCUACAUCAGGAGACUCUGUCAUUGUCUUGACCUGGGAAGCAGCAAGAGUUGAUGUCGAGGUUGAGAUUAAGCGACGCUAA
Messenger RNA from [Torrubiella] hemipterigena, 1560 nucleotides. Lineage: Eukaryota; Fungi; Ascomycota; Sordariomycetes; Hypocreales; Clavicipitaceae. The record is from the annotation of a GenBank genome assembly.